Molecule: messenger RNA, 4504 nt
Organism: Solenopsis invicta (red fire ant)
Lineage: Eukaryota; Metazoa; Arthropoda; Insecta; Hymenoptera; Formicidae
Product: xanthine dehydrogenase/oxidase
Exons: 19
Coding region: 339-4130 (1263 amino acids)
Molecular function (GO): FAD binding; 2 iron, 2 sulfur cluster binding; oxidoreductase activity
Source: RefSeq, a predicted model, not a curated record
AGCGCGAUACCGAUCGGCGGGCACAAGUCCCGAAGAUCUCGUCGGCCAUCACGUACACUCGGGUACCACCUCGGCGUCAGCAAAACCACUCAAUACGUUCCUCGUUAACCGAAUUAGCUUUGGGUCACAUCACUCCGGAAUUAAUCGGAGACGUGACCCGUCUACCGUAUUACGGCUAUCGGCACCAGCUGUCGCGUAUUCCGGUUAUGGGACCAACACCCACCAGCAAUCUAGGAUAGGUGUACAUAUAUUUGAUAAACUCGUGUGUACUCAUAUAUCGACGGACGAAAGAUUACCAGUGCGUGCAUUGACACCUUUGAUGAACGUUGUCGACAAUAAUGGAUGGUAAAAAAUCCAUUAAAUUUACCUUAAAUGGAACGCCACAUACAAUAUCGGGGAAUAUACCGGCUGACACGUCCCUCAAUGUCUACAUUCGCGACUAUGCGAAACUCCGCGGCACAAAAGCGAUGUGCCACGAGGGUGGCUGCGGCGCCUGUAUCGUGGCAGCGGAAAUCAAGGGCGAGACAAUGGCUGUGAAUUCCUGUCUCAUACCGAUAUUAAUCUGCGACGGAUGGACAAUUCACACGAUUGAAGGUAUAGGAAAUAGACGAGACGGUUAUCAUUCGAUUCAAGCCGCGCUAGCUGGGAAGAAUGGCUCACAAUGUGGAUACUGUUCUCCCGGCAUGGUAAUGAAUCUUUACAGCCUUGUGCAGAACAAGAAAUUGACUAUGAAGGAAAUUGAAAAUUCUUUCGGUAGUAACAUCUGCCGGUGUACAGGCUAUCGCCCAAUAUUAGACGCAUUUAAGGGAUAUGCCAUCGAUGCAACCUCACAACUGGCGAAGGACAUUCGUGAUAUCGAGGAAAUUUACAAAGUGAAAACCUGCCCGAAGAGCGGAAUGCCAUGCAGAAACAAAUGCGAUAAACACAUCUCAGAUGCAAAAACGGUGGAUAUAAAGUUGGCGGACGGCGCGGAAUUCUAUAAAGUUUAUUCGAUCGAGAAUCUAUUCGCGGUAUUUCGACAGAAGCCAGAUGCAACGUACAUACUAUAUGGCGGAAAUACAGCGCAUGGUGUUUAUCGGACGAAUAAAACCGACCUUUGCAUCGAUAUAAACGACAUCUCAGACCUGCGUCACAUCGAAAAGACUAAUAAUUCUCUAAUCCUGGGCGGAAACAUAUCCCUGACUAUGGCGAUGGAAACCUUCCAGAAGUAUUCGUCUGAGAAAGGAUUCAAAUACUUACAUCAUCUUGCCCACCAUAUCGAUCUGAUAGCCAGCGUGCCCGUGCGCAACAUGGGCAGCAUAGCCGGCAAUCUGAUGAUCAAACACGCGCACCACGAGUUUCCGUCCGAUCUGUUCUUAAUGCUGGAGACCGCCGGCACUAAAAUUUAUAUCCUCGAGGCACCGGGUGCCAAAAAGAGCGUGAUGCUGCAGGACUUUUUGAAGAUAGACAUGCGCCACAAGAUCGUUUACAGCGUGGUGUUGCCAGCACUAACCGACGAUUACGAAUACAGGUCGUACAAGAUCAUGCCUAGAGCUCAGAACGCCCAUGCUCACGUCAACGCCGGCUUCCUUUUCAAACUCGACGCCGGCGGCAAGGUGCUGGAGAAACCUAACAUUCUCUUCGGUGGUAUCAACGAACAUUUCUUACACGCAACAGAGACGGAGCAACUGCUGGUGGGUAAAUCCAUCUAUGACAAGCAAGUGCUAAAGACAGCGUUGAAAACGUUGCAUAAUGAAUUACAACCCGAUCACGUGCUGCCGGAUUAUUCGCCGGAAUUCCGUAAGACACUCGCAGAAGGAUUAUUCUAUAAAUUUAUAUUGAGCAUCAAACCGAACAAGUUGAAUUCAAAACUUCGUAGUGGAGGCUCCAUACUAGAACGAGGUCUCUCUUCAGGAAUGCAAGAUUAUGAGACAGACAAAAAUAUAUGGCCAGUGACCAAACCUAUUGUAAAGUUGGAGGCUAUCCAGCAAACAUCAGGCGAGGCUCAGUAUUGCAACGAUCUACCUCCGUAUCCCAGAGAAGUAUUUUGCGCUUUCGUACUUACGACUGUUAGUAACGGCAAGAUAGAAAGCAUAGAUGCGAGCAAGGCACUUGCUAUGAAGGGAGUAGUGGCGUUCUACAGCGCCAAAGACGUACCCGGCAAGAAUCUGUGCAUUUCGGUCGCCUGUCAGCUGUUUCCACUAAUGUUCAUGAAUGACGAGUUGUUAUUUGCCGAAGAGGAUGUUCUUUACGCGGGUCAACCGAUCGGCGUGAUCGCCGCCGAAACGCACAAUCUGGCCAAUGAAGCUGCAAAAUUAGUUAAGAUCAAUUAUAGCGAAACACUUAAGAGGCAACCAAUGAUAACUAUUGAGGAUGCGCUCGCCGCGAAGGACGAUACCAGAUUCUUGCAAAGCAUCAGAACUCCAGCGAAAAAAAAAGGAAAUAAUGUUAAACAAACAAUAAAAGGUGUUUUCCAAUGUGGCAGUCAAUAUCACUACUUCAUGGAGACUCAGAGCUGCGUAUGCAUUCCCACAGAAGAUGGUAUGGACGUCUAUCCAACGUCGCAAUGGGUUGAUCUCACUCAAGUCAUGAUUGCGAAUUGUUUGGGCGUUAAACAUAAUAGUAUCAAUGUCCAGGUGAGGCGAAUUGGGGGAGGAUAUGGAGGGAAAGGCUCGCGAAACUCGUUUGUCUCAUUGUCCUGCGCGUUGGUGUCUCACAAACUGAAUCGCCCAGCGCGAUUCAUUACGUCUCUCGAAAGCAAUAUGCAAUAUCAGGGGAAAAGAUGUGCUACGCGCCAAGAAUACGAAGUCGCGAUAGACAACGAAGGAGUUAUUCAAUCUCUCGACUCGAAACACUGGGGUAACGCCGGUUGCAACUUCAAUGAACCUAUCGCUUGGGUCACAGUGCAUCAUAUGGAAAACUGUUACGCGAGCGACACUUGGACGUUGAAUGGAUUCGAGGUGCGAACCGAUAUACCAUCCAACACGUACUGUCGAGCGCCGGGAUCUACGGAAGGACUAGCCAUGAUCGAGAACAUAAUGGAGCACAUUGCGGCAGCGACGAAAAAGGAUCCGGUACAAGUCAGAUUGGCGAAUAUGAACGACGUGGAUAAACCCCCGUUAGAAGCCAUGAUAAAGGAUUUGUCGAAGUCGGCUGAUUACGAGAUGCGGAAGCGGGCCGUUGAAACGUUCAACAACGAGAAUCGCUGGAAGAAAAAGGGUAUUGCCCUAGUACCAAUGAAAUAUCCAUUUUGGUACUAUGGUCAGUUCAAUGCUAUGGUGUCGGUAUGCGCUCGCGACGGUACGGUUUGCGUGUCGCACGGUGGAAUCGAGUGCGGUCAAGGUAUAAAUACCAAGGUCGCGCAAGUGGCGGCUCACACUUUGGGUAUCGAUAUAAGUUUAAUCAGCGUCAAACCAACCAAUAAUAUAAUAGCACCUAACAACUCGGUUACUGGAGGCAGUGUUGCUAGCGAUACUUGUGCUUAUGCCACCAUUCAGUGCUGCAAGGAAAUCCUGAAGAGACUGGAACCGAUAAAAAAAGACAUGAAGAACCCAAGCUGGCAGGAACUCGUUUUUACCGCAUAUCAAAAGGAUGUUGAGUUAUGCGCGCGUUAUAUGUACGCGUCGACAAAGGAUGAUGAAAUCAAACCUUAUCCCAUUUAUGGUGUUACUAUUGCUGAAGUUGAGAUCGAUCUCUUGACAGGCCAGCAUAUUAUCAGAAGGGUUGAUUUGAUGGAAGACGCUGGAACUAGCAUGAAUCCAGAAAUCGACAUCGGCCAGGCGGAGGGGGCUUUUGUGAUGGGAAUAGGGUACUGGACUUCUGAAGAACUGGUGUAUAAUCCUAAAACAGGAAUGUUAACCACUGAUAGAACCUGGAACUACAAACCGCCAGGAGUGAAGGAUAUUCCUGAGGACUUUCGCGUAUCUCUCCGUAAAAACGCGCCUAACCCAACGGGUGUUCUUCGAUCGAAAGCGACUGGUGAACCUCCGCUUUGCAUGAGUUACGUAAUUGCAAUCGCGAUUCGUUACGCGUUGAACUCUGCUAGAGCGGAUGCAGGAUAUAAGGACGAAUGGUACCAAUUAGAUGCACCUUUCACCAACGAACGCAUACUUCUGAGUAGUUUAACCAGCAAGGAUAACAUGAUGCUGUAAGGGCAAAAGUAAGACUUGCCAAUAAACUAGCAUUUAAAUUCUCUCUCUUUCUCUCUCUAAUUCUUAUAUCUAUUAUUAUUGUUCGUCUGUUUUAUUACUGUUAAACUAGAAUAAAUUUAGAGUCUAACCUGUAUAAGCCAAUUCACUUAAGUCGUCUUUUAGUAGAUAGAAAGGUUAUAGAUUAAUAAUGGAAAUAACUCGAUUAAUUAAUAGGUCUUUAAGAUAACUAAGAUACAAUUUCUGUUUUUAUGAUAAAUAGUUGUUAUAAGUAUUGUUCAUUAAAUAACACACUGAUGAUAUAAAAAAUGUUACAUUAUCUGUAACCAAAUUUUGGUAUUAAUGAUAUAAAACAAAUAAAAGUAAUUUAACAUGGA